Plasmodium vivax (malaria parasite P. vivax) is the source of this 5187-nucleotide messenger RNA. RefSeq lists its product as hypothetical. The coding region runs from base 208 to 5187 and encodes 1659 amino acids. Lineage: Eukaryota; Apicomplexa; Aconoidasida; Haemosporida; Plasmodiidae. Gene Ontology annotation, molecular function: nucleic acid binding. The record is from RefSeq and is a predicted model, not a curated record. The transcript is spliced from 2 exons.
GCAUCAACGGAGGAGUGGCAUCUCCAUGAGGUCGCUGAGGAACAGUUUGCUCUUCCCCAGUUCGCACACAUAGAAUGAACCCGUUAAGCAGAGGCACUCUUCCCCCAUCUCAAGUGAAUGGAAGAUCCAAUCGGCGUAUAACCUCCCCAUGAAGAUGCAUUUAAGGGGGGCCACGGGAGGAGGAACAAUUUGAUCGAGGGAACACCGAUGAGUGAAGCAUGGCCACCCCCACACACAUAUGAGCGAAACGACCAUCAGGUACAUCCAUGCGGGGGGAUCUACCUCACAGCUGUGACGGGGCUACCUACGAAAAUAGACCCCCCAUGGUUGGGUUACCUCCCAUCCGGUAAAGUCACAGCGCAGGAGGGAGUCCCAUCCCCAGGCGUAGUCCAAUGUAGUCAGAAAAGCGGCCUGAACUGCAACCCGAGCGGGCCCCCCUCCCCAGCGCCGCUCCACACCGGGGGGCCCAAAAUGAAAGUCGCCGUCACGGCGCUCACUCUCUUCCUCUUCCCAACCAAAGGCGAAGCAGUGGCGAAGUACACCUUCAUCGCGAGCCGCCCGCGCUUUCCCCUGCAAAGCGGCAGAGAGGGGACCCACACAAAUGUGGGAAGGAAAAAAAAAAAAAAAAAAAACCAAAUAAACCAAAUAAACAUCAGCGGAAACGACCUGUUCGAAUACUUCGUCACGUUAAGCAACGAAGAAGACAAGAUGAACGAAGAAAGAAAAAAAAAAAAAAAAAACUACUCCGUCACGUAUAUCCAAAAAUUGCCCAAAAAAAACCUCCUCCUAAAAAGAUGGAAAUAUGACUUGUAUGAAAAGAUAAAAGAGAAAAUGAAAAGAGACCAACAGUUGAUGAGCAGAACUAAGGUCUGUAGACACAAGUACAAACUGCCGGUUGAUUUUUUCAAGCUAGGGGACCAGGUGAGAGGGAAAAUUGUGCAGGUGGAAGACCACCUGAUUAAGCUGGACAUAAACGCCCUUAACUUUGCACACCUCUACAUUAAACGGUACUCUGAGGAGAAGGCGCAACUGAGGAAAAAGUUCCAGGUGGGGAAGCACAUCGACGUCGUCAUAUGCUACAUCCACAGGAAGAACGGGAUCAUUCAGGUCACCGACAAUGAGGAGGAGAUUAAGGCGCUGCGCCGGGGCUUGCAGAAGUUGCGGGACGCGGGGGUUUUGCGCCCGCGCACUGGGGAGGCAGGGGAGGCAGGAGAGGCAGGAGAGGUGGCAAGCAAUAUGGAAGACUCCUUAGAAGACUCCCCAGAAGAGCCACCCUCGAACCAGACGAAUCUUCCCCCAGGUAACACCGCCAACUCGGCCAACACCGCUAACGCGGUCAACACCGCCAACCCGGUGACGAAAGAGCUGGGCGUGGAGUUCCGAACCAACGAGGAGGGGCAAGACCUCAUGUACGUCAAGGAGGAAAGCGCCUCCGGGAAAAAAAAAAACAUUACGCACUUCAAGAUAGAAGACACGGUAAGCGGCGUGGUCAAAUACAUAAACGAAGAGGGGGCCUACAUAGACAUCGGGUGCAAGACGUUGGCCUUCCUCAAUUUGGGCCACUACAAUAAGGACCCAAAGUCACUCGUCAAAGAAGUGAAGAAGAAAAAAAUAUCCAUCGGAGAUUACCUCAGAAAUUUAAAAGUGAGAAAGGUAGAUGUGCUGAGCCAACGGUUAGAAGUCACCCUAUACAGCCAAGAGGAGGAAGCCUGUCUGCGUGUUCUAAAUCAGCAGGAGACCCUGAAGGAGCAAAACAAAUACAUGCCGUGUCCAUCCUACGUCACGCACAACUACCACAUGAUCAAUUAUUUAAAAAAAUAUAAUGAGUUGAAAAAGAAGAAAAAAAAAAAUGUACAUAAUUUAUUUGACAAAAAAGAACAGCUAAAUGAAUUUAAAAAAAUUUCUCAUUUGAAGAAGAGCCAGUUCGCUCCCUUCAUGCUACGGUACAAUGAGUUGACGUCACCGAAUAGCAACUACGAAGAUAUGCUCGAGCAGCAUGCAGACAAUGAGCAGUUUUUGCAAGAAAUCGGUGCACUUCCCAGCCCAGACGAUGAGCAAGUGCAGGACAAAUUCAGCCUCGAAUCGUUGAAGAAGCAAAAUAAAGCGCUAAGGGACGAAAUUGAGCGUUUUAGGGAGGGCUCUUCCAACACAGAUACAGCAGAUACAGCAGAUACAGAUGGCAAUCACCACAGGGAGGAACCCCCAUUCGGAUCAACCGAAAUGAUGCACCAAAAUUUGAACCAAUUCUUUAGCAACCAUGUGGAUGACCACUCGGAUGAACCCAUGGAGAGGGGCUCCACUGAGAGGAACACAGACGGGUGGGAGGAAGACCAAACUAUCCCCUUGGAAGACGAAGCAGAUGAUUUUUUCCGCCUCUACCAUGAACGGGCGAACCAGAAACUAAAGAACAAACGGGAUGACAGCGUUGUGGAUGGCAACAAACAAACGCUCAGGUACCUGAAGGAUAACAUCAGCAAAAUUAAGGAAAGCGUUCUGGCUGAGGGGGAAAGGAAGACUGCUGUGAAAAGGGAUCGCGGUGAGGAGGUGAGCGGCGCAUCUGGUGAAGCAGCAAGUGGAGCCCCACGUGAUGCCGCAAACGAGAUGCUACGCCGGUGGAACCAAGCCCUAACGGGGGGUGCGAACAAACGGGAGGGCGCUGCACAGGGUGGACUAGGUACGAGCAGGGGCCCCGCGGGGGGGGGACGGCCCGACUGGGCCAGGUACCUCGACGAGGCGGAAGGGGAGGAUGAUGAGGAGGAGCAGCAGGAUGAGCAGUACGAGGAGGAGGAUGAUGAUGAAGACAACCACUACAACGCCGCAGACGGUCGGGGUCGAACCCCAGGGCGGCAUGCGCACCGCGCCGAGGGGAAAGCCAAACCCGCAGACCUUCACUACGUAAACGAGAAAGAAAGGAAAAAAAAGCUGAAAAGGAGGAACAUCUUUCGGGAAGAUGAGCAGGUGGAGGAGGACCUGCCGGGGGGGCGCGGCGACUACGGUGACGAGCAAGGCGAUGGCGUGGUCGGCGAUGACGCAGUCGGUGAUGACGCAGCCGGUGAUAGCUUGGCCGAUGAUAGCUUGGCCGACGAUGACGCAGCCGGAGAGCGCUCCUUCUUCAACGUGAAAAAGGAACUCAGGCACAUCAUCAGCCAAAACCUUAGCAUGAACCUCCCCAAGGACGAAGAGAAGUGCAUAGAGGAGGCGUCCAAGCUCUUUGGGGAUGACAUCAAAACUUGGAAUGAGAAAAUGUAUCACUACUUUGGUGAUAGAGAUAACGUUCCCCUUGAUGGCUUCGACGUUUAUGAUGAAGACGAAUUUAGAAACAACCUAGUGGGCAAGGGGGUCCAGGAGUUUAGCGAAUACAAUAAGCUGCUCGACGCGCAGCAGCUUGACGUGACCAGCGAGAGGGACUUUCUGGGCGCCACGUAUGGCGGGGCGGGCGGUCCGGAUGGAAGUGGCCCCACUGGAAGAGGGCCCAUUGGCGGAGAUCCCACCAGCGGGGCACUCAGCGGAGACAACCUCGCAGACCCCGUCAGCGAAGGGACCUCCGAGCGGGGAAGCACAUCCGCGGGGAUAGCCCCUCCACCAGCAUCCACCACGCAGCAAGCCAAACUGGGUGAAGCCCCCCUGGAGGAUGAUCUCGAAAGUUACUUGAGCACCUUCGUGGAUGAGGAGGGGGAGCAUACGGAUCAGAAGCAGCACCAGAAGCAGCAUCAGGCGCAGCAUACGAAGCAGUAUACGCAUCAGCAUACGCAGGAAAAAACGCACACACAGAAGGGCGGCCCAGAUUUGCUCCCCCCAAAAGGAAAAGUGAAAGGAGAGAAGACACCCGUGGGGGAGAGCACCGACGAAAGAGCAUCCAUCUGGAGGGAUGAGAUAGACAAAGGGGGCUGCCUAGAAAAUGGAGCCACUCGUCAACCCAGUGAUGACACCCAGAUGAACAGAGGAGACUCAAACGAGGGUGCAAACUCCCCUGCUGAGGAAGAAAUAAACGUGGCGGACAUCGUGAACAAGGCCAUAAACAUUGGGAAUCUGUUUAGAAGGAAGGAGCUGGCAAAGCUGAUGCAAAGGAGGAAGACGCAAGAGAGCGAAGGGCGGGGCGGUGCUGAUGCGGGGGGUGGGAAGUUUCCCCGUGGAGGCGAUGAACAAUGCCGCUACGCACAGGGAUUUGUGGAGAAUCCGCAAAGUAAGCCCUUCCUAAGAGUUAGCAAAAUUGUGAAGUAUGGCGACAAGGAGGGAACAGCCCCCCUGGAAGUGAAGGAACAGGAGAAGCAAAAUCAAAACGGGAAGAGCAACGGUGAGGAUGACGCCAUGGGAAGUACCCUCCAGGAGGACCACGACGAGCUGAAGCCAUACAGGCACGCGUCCUACGAGGUGAGGAAUGAGGAACUGGAAGCAGUCGAAGAGGGAAACGACGAAGACGUCAUUUUAAAUGAGCAAGACCUGUUGAGCAAGCCCAGUGAGGACAUACAAAGUGAUGAUAAGAGGGACCCCCACGACGAAGGGAAGAAAAAAGAACUUUUGAAUAUCGACCGACAAAUGGACCUGCUCUUCCUACAUGGGCAGGAGGAUAACUUAACGGGAGGAAAUUACGUGGAGAAGUUGCUCGGCGAGGAAAAAUAUAAAAAUAAAAGUGCCAACAAGGAAAUAGACUUCCUCAUUCGGAAUUAUAGGUAUGUGAAUGAGCACCCGGAUGAGCUCAUUCAAAAUUAUUACAGCUCCAAGGGGGGGCAGAAAAACACGCCUGUGGAUCUUCCAAAUGGUGAAGUGAAAAACCGCCUGAGGGGCAUACCAAACGGUGGUGUGUACAAAGCGGAAAGGGGGGAAAAACUCCCAACAGUAGAAGGCAAAGGGGAGGGAAAAACCCACACAGCGCGCUCAACCGACUUUAACAUAAAGCAAACAAAUGGAACCGAAGCAGAAGCGAAUCACUUAUCCGAUGAAAGCCUAGCCCUCAGAUCGUGGGCCUUCAAAUUGGGGCUCUUAAAAGAAGAGCAUAUGCACCUUGACGACCAGUCCCUGAUUAACCUCUUUGUGAGGAACCACAAGUUUAGAAGAGCCUUAAAAUGCUACGGCAUUAAAAAUGUGCAAAAUGUUUCCAUACCGCUGAUUUAUAAAAUUACAAAGCUGCUUUAUUUUGAGCGGCCCUUCCCCAGGAAGGAGCAAACGAGAAAGUUAAACAUGGAUUAG